This is a messenger RNA of Oncorhynchus nerka (sockeye salmon), 1014 nucleotides long. Its product is annotated as C-type lectin domain family 10 member A-like. The record is from RefSeq and is a predicted model, not a curated record. NCBI's taxonomy places the organism in Eukaryota, Metazoa, Chordata, Actinopteri, Salmoniformes, Salmonidae. The coding region runs from base 6 to 863 and encodes 285 amino acids. The transcript is spliced from 6 exons.
GUCCAAUGUUUGAACAAACUCCACAGAGAGAUACGACCAUCCCCACUGACUGGAACAUUUUUAACAGGGCAGACAAUUCAAUGGAGAAUUACGAGAAAUAUACCGAAAAUGGGUUUGACACAGAUGAAGCUCCCUUCUAUCAUAGCCAAGACCAGAAACCAGUAUCUACAUUCACAGUACGAGAUGGGCCCAGUUUUCCACAUUACCGAUUGGUUACAAUAUGUUUGGGGCCACUUAGUGCUCUUCUACUGGUUGUUGCCAUUGUCCUGGGAGUAUACUGUAAUAAAGUCAGUGAGAGUCAUCUUCCACUAUAUCAGAAUUUGACACAGAUCAGCAGUGAGCUGGAGCACUUCAGAGCAGUCCAGAACAAUGUGAUUCGUGAUAAAGAGGAGGCCCAGAGAAAGUUACACAGAGAGCUCACUAGCCUCCACCAACUAGAGAUAGCAUUACAGCAACAGACGACCAGCAACGAUAACUUUCAGGCUCAGAUUAAGAGCCUUCGCAAGGACAAGACGCAGCUGCAGUCCCAAAUAUCUUCGCUUGAGGUAAGCUGUGGCCUAUGUUUGCCAGGAUGGGAUCUGCUGAACUCCACAUGUUACUACUUUGCCAUUUCUGAUGCCAUUGAGUCUAGAAGCUGGGGAGAGGCCAGAAAACACUGUUUAAGUUAUGGAGCUGACCUGGUUGUGUUAGAUAGCUGGGAGAAGCAGGACUUUAUGAGUAAUGCGAUACAAGCAUUAAGAUACAAUUCAAUAGUCAGGUACGACACAGGGUUCUGGAUUGGACUGAAGGAAGAAGAGGACACAGAGGGGAGCUGGACAUGGCUGGAUGGGACUGAACUGACUCAGGGAUGGAGAGCCGAAUGAUUAUAAGAAAGCCGAGGACUGUGCAGCCAUUUACUCCAAAACCCAUCCCAGGAAGACUUGGAAUGAUGCCCCAUGUAGAUAUGCACUGAAAUGGAUAUGUGAAAUGAAAGCAAAGGCAGCCCAGGAAUUAAAGUUGUAAUAAUUUGUCUCA